This is a messenger RNA of Crotalus tigris (Tiger rattlesnake), 4794 nucleotides long. RefSeq names its product TGF-beta receptor type-2-like. Gene Ontology annotation, biological process: protein phosphorylation; heart development; cellular response to growth factor stimulus. The record is from RefSeq and is a predicted model, not a curated record. The transcript has 7 exons. NCBI's taxonomy places the organism in Eukaryota, Metazoa, Chordata, Lepidosauria, Squamata, Viperidae. Gene Ontology annotation, cellular component: signaling receptor complex; plasma membrane. Bases 504 to 2255 code for a protein of 583 amino acids. Gene Ontology annotation, molecular function: metal ion binding; activin receptor activity; transforming growth factor beta receptor activity, type II.
CAGACACAGUGAUAAAUGCAUAGAGGUUUUCCUAAUUUCUAGAUCUGUUCCACAUUACUUCCUAAUGGAAAGAGGUCUGAUGGGAAAAGAGCUGGCGUGAUAUGCCUUGAUUUAUGAUUUCAUCCUUUUUCUUCCAAAGAAAGGAUUUGUACUUUUAAUCUCACAGGCCAGCUAAAAUUAGAGACAGACAUGAGGUGCUCCGUGCACAGCUUUGGAUGGCAAGUUUUUUUUUUUUCUUUCUUUCCUGUUCCUGAAGCGGCUCCGACGUUGUCAUCCUUAUAUCAAGCUUUGCUCUCAGUGCCAACUUUUCCUUCCCCCUUCCUCCUCCUCCUUCUCCUAUAUUUGUGUGUAUUCAGAAAGAGCCAGCAUUCGUCGGCUCAGGAACUUCAGUUCCUGGGCGGACCCCACACACUCACACAGCUGGAUUUGAAACAGCUGGGUCUGCCUCCCGUUCCCUUUUAGCGAGGAGCCCCACAAGCCCUGGAUAGGUUGGCUGGCAGAGGAUGAACCGAGUAGCACUGCAAAACUGGGAUUUGAUUGCUGGCAAGAUCCAGAAAAUGGGUUACUGGAGGAGGCUUCCUCAGCUUCUGCUACUGCUGCUUCAGCUCCCAUGCACCAACCGAGCAGGAAGGAAUGUGAAUAGCAAUGUCUGCAAGUGGUGUGACAAUACAUAUCCCAUCUGUGAAAAUCAGGUGUGCUACAGCAACUGUGAUUUUAGCUCCUAUUGUGAAAAAUCAGAAGAAAUCUGUGUUUCUUUAUGGAAACAAGUCAAUGCCAGUAUAAAAGUGAACACUUUCUGCCACAACCCACAACUGCCAGUGGAAAAUAUCAUGAUAUCGAAGUAUAACACAUCACAGUGCAUCAUGGCCCGGCAGCAGAAUGAGGACGGCGUUUUUUACAUCUGUGGUUGUGUGAAAGAACAGGAAUGCAAUGACAAGCUUGUCUUUGAAAAUCAUACCAAUGGAUACUCCAUGCUCCAUAGCAGGGAAAUCAUUCCUGUAGCAGCCAUCAGCCUGCUGCCCCCGCUGUUGGUGGCAAUCAUGAUCACCGUGAUAUUCUACCUCUGCCGAACUCAUCGGCAGAGGAGACGAUCCAAGGAGUGGGCCCAGAAACAUACUCGGUGCAGUGAGCUGCCUGAAUCCCGCAGAGCCACCACUUAUGACGAGAUCCUGUCUGUCAAGAUAGAUCAUCAUUCUGCUCUCCACCCGGCCUGUGCCAGCAGCCUCAACCACAUCAACGAACUCCUGCCGGUUGAGUUGGACGAAAGAGUGGGGAAAGGGCAAUUUGCAGAAGUCUGGAAAGCCAAACUGAAGCAUGCCUCUUCAGGCAAGUAUGAGAUGGUGGCCGUGAAGAUUUUCCCUUGUGAGGAAUUUGCAUCCUGGAAAAAUGAAAGCCAGAUCUUCGCGGAUGCCAACCUGAAGCACUGCAGCAUCCUUCGGUUCCUUUCUGCAGAGGAGAGACACUCUGGACUUCAGAAAGAAUACUGGCUGAUCACCGCCUAUCACAGCCAAGGCAAUCUUAAGGAUUACCUGUCCAGGAAUAUUCUCAGCUGGAGAAACUUGCAAAAGAUGGCAGGUUCCCUCGUGAGUGGUGUGGCCUACUUGCACAGUGACUACACUCCCGGUGGCAGUCCCAAAAUUCCCAUUGCCCACCGCGAUAUCAAAAGCACAAAUGUUCUCAUUAAGAACCAACAAGAAUGUGUGCUGUGUGAUUUCGGAAUUGCUCUGAGACUGGAUCCAUCUUUAAGCGUGGAAGAUUUUGCGAAUAGUGGACAGGUGGGUACUGCCAGAUACAUGGCUCCUGAGGUUUUGGAAUCCAGAGUGAACCUUGAAGAUCUGGAAUCCUUUAAGCAAAUGGAUGUCUAUUCUAUGGCUCUGGUUUUAUGGGAGAUAGCCUCCAGGUGUGAUGCUAUAGGAGAGGUGAAGAAUUAUGAACCACCCUUUGGAUCAAAGGUUCGAGAGCGACCUUGCAUGGAAGUUAUGAGAGACAUUGUGCUGUAUGGUCGAGAACGACCAGAGAUUCCAACUAACUGGUUGGUGCAUCAGGGAAUGCAUUUUCUGUGUGACACCAUCACAGAAUGCUGGGAUCAUGACCCUGAAGCUAGACUUACAGCCCACUGUGUUGCAGAGCGAUUCAACUUGAUGGAGCAAACAGAUUGUGACGACAUUCUCAACAACAACAGCAUCGACAACGAAGCGAACAAAAUGGGUUGUUCAAGAGACGAGAACCAAAAUAAUGACAGGAACAUCCAAUGACUGAGAAAUAAAAGCAGGACAGAACUACCAAUAGGGCAUGUCUUCCAAGAAAUAUAUGCCCCAUUAUUUAGUCUCCUGGACAGAUAAAAUAUAUGUAAGACCCAUUUAUAUUAGAUUAUAUUAAGGUUUCAUUCAGCACAAAAUAUUUAAUCAUUUAAUAUUUUUUUAAAAUGUACAGUGAAAUGCAACAUGAGUCCAAGACUGAGUCACUCUGCUGAUUUCACAUCAGCAGGAUGGAAAGUGGUACUAUGUGGACUACUGCACUGGUAAACCCUGAUGUGUGAAUAAAGACCACUCAUGCUAAGGCAGAUACAUUAAUACACAAGGCAUUUGUUUUUGCAUUUAAAACAUUUUUCUUCUUAAAUAUUCAUCCUUUAAGAUGGUCUAAAUACUGACCCAGUCUAUCGUCUUUCUAAAGAAUACUUUUUUAAAGAUGUUAACCAAGUAAAAGCUGAAGUUUCUUACUUUUUAAAAACCAAAUUCUUAUCACAGAUUUUUUAAAUAUUUCUAAUAGAUUCAGUUAAUGCACAAAGCCAGAUUACAGCUUGCCUCUGGUUUAAAUAUGACAUGUAAAAACAGCCAUCACAGCUUAUAAGCCAUGAUUUAUGACUUACAUAUAUGGGAACCAUAGCAUAAUGGGUUAAGGAGUGGUUUAAAAAUCACUUAUUGGAAUGUGUUAACUCAGGGGUGUCAAACUGGCAGCCCGCGGGCCGGAUGCGUCACACGCAGGCCACGCCCACCCUGGCUCCGCAAAGACAAAUACAUUGAGAUGUCACAUGACAUGAUCUGACUUUGACACCCGUGUUAACCCAGCAACUUUGCUGUGAAACAUUGUUACAUCAUUUAAAGAAACUGUUAACUAAUAUGAAUCCAAAAUCUAAAUCUGCUAGCUUAAUCCUGAAGUAACUUAUUGUGAAUUUUACUUAGAAACCAUCUUUUCUCCAUCACAGCCAGAAUCCAUAUUUUAACUGAAGAAAAUGUGAAUCACUUGUUCUUUAAUUCUUUUUUUUCCCCCUCUGUAUCUAAGGAGCAUAAACAGAUAAUCAAUUUCAAGCCUGUGGACCUCUAAAUCGGAGUUAGGACUUUUCAGCACAAACAUUCUUCUCAUCCAAGUUCCUUAGUUCUCCUUGUGAAUUCAGGGCAUUUUUGGACCAGUCCUGAUACAAAGCUUGAAUUACAAUUGGAUCCCAUCAUAAAACUCUCUACGUGCACAAGUUUCAGUUAUUUACAUAUAUGUGACUGCGAUGCUUAUGGUAACUGAAAUGAAGUUCUAUUGAAACUGGUGAAACUUAUUUAGGACAAAUCUGUUUAAAAUCAUAAACGGUCUGACCCAUUUUUCCCUUUGAUUGGCCCCUCUCAUUGAAAGUUCACCUAUUCCAGGGCUAGGCAACCUUGGCUCUUUUAUGACUCGUGGACUUCAAUCCCAGAAUUCCUGAGCCACCAUGGCUCAGCUUGGAAACCUCUCCCUUUUCCCUCAGCAUGGCUGGCUCAGGAAUUCUGGGAGUUGAAGUCCAUGAGUCAUAAAAGAGCCAAGGUGGCCUACCCCUGACCUAUUCCAUUGUUACUCAGCAGAACCCUGAAGAUCCUGAAAGCUGAGCGCUUGCUUAUAGUAUAUCGUUCAAUUACCUAGAAUCACCAUAAUCUGACAUGUGAGUUUUAUAAGGGAGGAAGAAGAGAGAUACUAUCAGCAAUUAAAAGCAUUGGAAACUUAGCAUCCACCCUCUACAGCGCCAAGUACAAUCAGCGCCGAUUACUUCGUUAUUAUUAAAACAGAGAAAACAAAAUUUCCUUUUGAUCAUUUUAUUUCCGUCCCUCCCCAUUAAUCACACAUGGUAUCAUACACAACUCACAGUAAGGUUUCAAUGCAUUUCACAAUAAAAAGAAAAAGAAAUACAAGGGAAUAUCAACCUAUAUGCAGCUCAUUCCUCUGAGUUCUUUUUAGCCUUUGUGAAACGUAAGUGUGGUUAUUAAACCACACGUGGGUAGUUAAAUAUACUAAUAUGUCCCUGUGUAUGGAAGAAAAAUAAAAACACUUGACAAACACACAUACACAUACAUUUUCAUGAUGGAAGGGAGGGGCUGUUUUUUGUUGACUAUGGUAUAUACACUGAUUGGAAGACUACAUCAUAAGAAAUAGAAUAAGGCACAACUCUUAGAAAAAUUAAGGUAGCUCAUAGUAAUAAGAAUGAAAGCCAUAAAUCAGUACUAUUCUUAAUUGCCAGCAAUUCUUGGACUUCAAUAAAAUAUUGGUAAUAUAAAAGACAAGGGGUACAUUUACCUGACCAUGGGUUCCUGGUAUCAGAUUGCAUUUGGUUUUGUAUGCACCCCCAUAGCAAAAAAAGCAAGCCUUUUCAGGUACUAUAGAAAAAUUAAAGGUACAGUCCUUCUACUUGAUGGGCACAUACAAAUGCUUGACUUUGAACAGAGAAAUGAAAUUACUCGCCCGGACAGCUCAGAACAUUAACUCUGUUUUGCAGAUGCAAGGAGAGAGAGGGGGGCAGAGAGAUAAAGGAAGUAACCUUUUAUUUAAAAAAAAAAA